CUCUCGUCUUCUCAACUAUCCAGUGAAGUUACCCGACUGAUUUCGUAUACAAAUAGAUUCUACAAAAGUACAUCUAAAGAUUGUAUGCGGGUUAACCUCUGUUUCUAGAUUUCUGUUUUGCUGUACUUUAUCAAAAGCAAACAAACCCCUUUAGUGAAUGAUGUCAGGGUGAGAUAUUUUUACGCGCACCGCUGAAAUGGACCACAGGCUCUCGAGAGGCAGUUGGGCGCCCGUGACCGGGCUGGUGGUGUGUCUACUGUUGUGUGCGUGUGUAGUGGAUCUGGUUCUAGCGCAAAUAAGAUAUUCUAUACCCGAAGAACUGGAGCAUGGAGCUUUUGUGGGUAACAUCGCCGAGGACUUGGGCUUAGAUGUGGCCAAGCUGUCAGCGCGUCGGUUCCGUAUAGUAUCUGGCGCAAAGAAGCAGUAUUUAGAGGUGAACUUGGAGAAUGGCAUUUUAUUCGUCAACGAAAAAAUAGAUCGAGAGGAGCUGUGUGAACGGAGCCCGAGCUGUUUCUUACACCUGCAGGUGGUUAUUGAAAACCCAUUAGAAUUGUAUAGAGUGGAGGUGGAGAUUUUAGAUGUGAACGACAACUCUCCCAGCUUCCCAUGGAGCGAGUUUAAUCUUGACAUCACCGAGUCGGCUGCGCCCGGCUCCCGUUUCCCUUUAGAGAGCGCUCAGGACCAGGACGUGGGCACCAACUCUCUCCGCUCCUACCAGCUAAGCGCAAACCAGCACUUUGUGCUGAACAUCCAGACACGCAACGAUGGAAGUAAGUUUGCUGAGCUCGUGCUGGACACCCCGCUCGACCGGGAGCAACAGAAAAAGCACGAGAUGGUGUUGACUGCCUAUGACGGCGGCUCUCCGGAACGUUCUGGGACAGCACUGAUAACUAUUACGGUGUUAGACGCGAACGAUAACGUGCCAGUAUUCGAUCGGUCCGUUUACCGAGCGAGCCUGGUGGAGAACGCGCCGAGGGGAACGCUGGUGCUGAAACUGAAUGCCACCGAUCUGGACGAGGGCUCUAACGGGGAAGUGACCUACGCGUUCAGCGGGCACGCUCCACUCAAGGUGCGUGAGCUGUUCAGUGUGGACCCCUACACGGGUGAAAUCCGAGUGAAGGGUGUUGUGGACUAUGAGAAAGCCAGUGUAUAUGAGCUGUAUGUGCAGGCAAAAGACAGGGGCCCCUCUGCUGUGGCAGUGCACAGUAAAGUGCUGGUGGACAUUCUGGAUGUGAAUGAUAAUGCGCCCGAAGUCAUCCUCACAUCAGUGUCCACUCCCGUCCAGGAGGACGCGCCACCGGGCACGGUGAUAGCCGUUAUCAGCGUCAUGGACCGGGACUCGGGAGAGAAUGGAAAUGUUGACUGCCAGAUUCCCAGCAACGUCCCCUUUCAGCUGCACUCCUCCUUUAAAAACUACUAUACUCUGGUGACCAGCGAGUUUUUGGACAGGGAAGCUGUGUCUGAGUACAACAUCACCCUCACGGCCCGCGACUUGGGCUCUCCGUCACUCUCCACGAAGAAAACCAUCCUCGUUCAAGUGUCUGAUAACGACAACCCCCCACGGUUUUCUCAACCUUCCUACACAGUUUAUGUGACCGAGAAUAAUGCCCCGGGCGCUUCCAUUUGCUCAGUAACUGCAUUCGACCCCGAUUCUAACCAGAACGCCUAUCUGUCUUAUUCUAUUCUGGAGGGUCAGAUCCAGGGCAUGCCCGUGUCCACUUAUGUCUCCAUCAACUCAGACAACGGCAACAUCUAUGCUCUGCGCUCUUUUGACUAUGAGCAGCUUAGAAACUUUCAGAUCCAGGUCCAGGCGCAGGACGCCGGUUUCCCCCCUCUCAGCAGUAACGUCACUGUAAACGUCUUUGUUUUGGAUCAGAAUGAUAACGCACCGGUUAUUGUAUCUCCGCUGCCAAAAAAUGGGACCGUGGCCACAGAAGUGGUCCCGCGGUCGGUGGACGCUGGGUAUCUGGUUGCUAAAAUCACUGCGCUGGAUGCCGACGCGGGGCAAAACUCUCGCCUGUCCUAUCAGGUGCUACAGGCUACGGAUCCAGGGCUGUUCAGCGUAGCUCUAUACACAGGAGAAAUCAGGACUAUUCGCCGAUUAGUGGAAAAAGACGCAACAAGGCAGAGACUAGUGAUAUUAGUGAAGGACAACGGGCAGCCGCCUCUCUCCGCCACCGUCUCCAUCCUCCUCUCUGUGGUGGACAGUGUGCCCGAGUCGUUGUCAGAUUUCGGUGACCUCACACUCAGCCCACAGCCCCCCUCAAACCUCGCUCUCUACUUGAUCGUGUCACUGAGCACAAUCUCUCUAAUAUUCCUGGUGGCUAUUAUCGUGCUGGCUGCGGUCAAGUGCUACAAGGACAGGGAGACCCUCAGCGGGUACAACCUCCCCCCAUUCGCCUGCUGCUGUUGCGGGGGGUUUCAGCCUGAGCCACCUCCGGAGGUGUUCAAGAAAUCCAACCUCAACCUGCAGAUAUCAACCGCGGCCAAAGUGCCCACGAACUGCAUGGAGGUGAAUGGCAACAGCAGCCUCUCGCAGUCCUACUGUUAUAAAGUGUGCCUGACUCCUGAAUCGGCCAAAAGUGACUUUAUGUUCCUGAAGCCGUGCAGCCCGAGCAGCACACCGAGGAACAACGAGGCGAAGAGUGCAGAUAACUCGUGGAACGCACAAAGCCGGAGCGCAUCUGUGAACAACGGAGCUACCACUCCCAGUGAGCUCAAGCAGCCCAACACAGAUUGGACUCUCACAAAGAAUCAGAACUCUUCCAUUAAAAGCUAUAACUCUAUCAACAUGGAUGGCACCUUGAUGCGAAAGGCCAUGCAUGCAGACCCAGACAACUAUGUCACCUCUAUGGCCCCUGGCCAGUACUGGACGUGGGGCACUCACAUUAGAGGAAUGAAAGACUACAAGAUGUCUCCUUCAGCCACUGGGGUCCCUCCUCGCUCCUGGACUCCUCGGUGCACACCCCCACCCCAGCAGCAGCAGCCAUCGCUCCCCUCUCACCCUCACCCACACCCUCCGCCCGACUACCAGCAUAAUGUGUACAUCCCUGGGACACCCUCAGGCUUUUGCACCCUGAGGCCCACUGUGCAGCGCAGUGAGCUUGAUGUCCACAACUCCUUCUCCACAUUUGGCAAGAAGCGACGUCUUCAGAUGUCCCCCCAAGGAGAGGCUGCCAUGAUCAACAAUGACUUGUACAAUGACUGACUGGCUUAAAAAUACUGACUGCCUGAAUGGAAGACUGGACAGGAUGGAUGGAUAACCUCUGAUCGAAACAGAGAAGGAGACAGUUAAAUACAUGAAUGAGUGAGCAAAUAGAUUGCCAGUCUCUAUGGUGUGAAAACUAGAGUGGACCAGUGACCUGAUGAGCAGAAUAAAUUAUGUUUGAAUUUGUGGAAUUAAUGAAUGAACAAUCCACCUCUCCAAAUAUAAUGAAAGAAAUUGAGUCUCACGGCCAUUCAUUUGACAUGUCACUGCAACAUGGCCUUUGCCUAUGAUUAUGAUUAUGAUUAUGAUUUAGACAAUCAAACUGAAGCAGCAGUUGUUACAUCCAAAUGAUAUUAACAAAACGUAUUAAAUAGUGGACGACAAUUUUGCACAUCGUUAUGAAUUUAUAUUUUUAGCUUUUAUGGAAAAUAAAAAUGUUUUUUUUUUUGUAUGUUGGUUCGCUGGCAAAGCUGUGACUAUGAAGAAAUAGCGUGACAAUGUAAAAUAUGCAAACUGCAGCAGAGGCAGACAAUUCUAAAGGACGAAGGGGGGUCCUUUCAACAUGUA
Messenger RNA from Myripristis murdjan (pinecone soldierfish), 3775 nucleotides. Its product is annotated as protocadherin-10-like. Gene Ontology annotation, cellular component: plasma membrane. Lineage: Eukaryota; Metazoa; Chordata; Actinopteri; Holocentriformes; Holocentridae. Gene Ontology annotation, biological process: homophilic cell-cell adhesion. Gene Ontology annotation, molecular function: calcium ion binding. The record is from RefSeq and is a predicted model, not a curated record.